Melitaea cinxia (Glanville fritillary) is the source of this 1200-nucleotide messenger RNA. RefSeq names its product acyl-CoA Delta(11) desaturase-like. Gene Ontology annotation, cellular component: endoplasmic reticulum membrane. The transcript is spliced from 5 exons. The coding region runs from base 14 to 1009 and encodes 331 amino acids. Gene Ontology annotation, biological process: unsaturated fatty acid biosynthetic process. Gene Ontology annotation, molecular function: stearoyl-CoA 9-desaturase activity; iron ion binding. Lineage: Eukaryota; Metazoa; Arthropoda; Insecta; Lepidoptera; Nymphalidae. The record is from RefSeq and is a predicted model, not a curated record.
UAAAAUUGUAAUAAUGGAUACAGAUAAAAAAAAUAAUGAAAUACAUACGGUUUCACUGAGUGAAUUAUUUCAAUCAUUUGAAAAGAGUUUGGGAUUUAAAAAUAAAAUAAAAUGGAAUAUCGCUAUACUGAUAAUUCUAUACCAUGUCUUAGGUAUUUACUGGAGUUAUAAGUACGCUUUUCCAGCGAAAUGGCAAACCCUUGCUUUUACUCUAGCCAUGUACAUGUUCGCUGGUUUUGGUCUUACGGCAGGAGUUCAUAAACUUUGGUCACACAGAGCAUUUAAAGUAAACUUACCUCUCCACUUAAUUUUACUUGCUGGCUAUGCAAGUGCGGGACAGAAUUCCAUAUAUCAAUGGGUUCUCGACCACCGCGUUCACCAUAAGUACAGCGAUACAGAAGCUGACCCGCACAAUGCCAAUCGUGGCUUGUUCUUUUCUCACAUCGGAUGGCUAAUGACAAAGAAAAACGAGCUAGUAUUAAGUCGUGGUAAACAGAUAGAUAUGAGCGACAUAACCGAUGAUCCACUGUUAAGAUUUUUUAACAAGUAUUUCACAUAUUUUAAACUGCUAUUCUGCUAUAUUUUACCAUUCUACAUUAACGUUUAUAUUUUGGGUGAAACCUGGCAAUGUACUAUAGCGUGGCAAUGGUUUAUACGUUUCUUGUGUGCAUUCCACAGUGAACUAACGGUUAACAGCCUAGCACAUACGUUUGGAACUAGGCCUUACAACAAAGAAAUAGUACCUACACAAAACAAAUUCGUAUCACUUAUAUUAUUGGGCGAAGGUACCCAUAAUUUCCAUCAUGCGUUUCCAUACGAUUAUAGAUCGGGAGAACAAUUUGACUACUUCAAUUUGACCAGGCUCAUUAUCGAUUUUUUUAGUAAGAUCGGUUGGGCAUACGACUUAAAAACAGCUACGCCAGCUAUGAUCAAGUCUAUGUCGCAAAGACUGGGCGAUGGAACUCGCAUAGACCGCUCCCCAAAUGUUGAACCAGAAACAAUUAAUUAAAAAUAUGUUUUAUAUAGACUUCGAGCUAGAAUUGAAACGUUUACUGACAGUGGUAGUCAGAAACCCUUUCAAUAUUCUUAGCUGAAUUCACGUUUUUUACUUACGGGCUGGUUUUUAUUCGUUAAUACAAUUUCAUUCAUAUUGUGUAUAUAAUAUUGGGUAUUAAUUUAUUAUAUAAUUUGGUAUUUAAA